Pediculus humanus corporis (human body louse) is the source of this 543-nucleotide messenger RNA. RefSeq lists its product as uncharacterized. The coding region runs from base 1 to 543 and encodes 180 amino acids. The record is from RefSeq and is a predicted model, not a curated record. NCBI's taxonomy places the organism in Eukaryota, Metazoa, Arthropoda, Insecta, Psocodea, Pediculidae. Gene Ontology annotation, biological process: positive regulation of voltage-gated potassium channel activity; sleep; regulation of synaptic transmission, cholinergic. The transcript has 3 exons.
AUGUUUUGUUCAGAAACGAGGAGUCUCGAUGAUUUAAAUGUAGGAAAACAAAAAAAGGAACGUUUCGCAUUAAAAUGUUACGUUUGUAAUUCGAAAGAAGAUUCGAGAUGUUUGGAUCCAUUAGACGAAACAAACGGAUUAUCAUUGGUCAAUUGCACGAGUGACGAAGUUCAAAGGGCACAAACGAGGAAAGCCAUCGAGGAAAUAUCGGAAUUGAUGACGAAAUUGGGACAAUCUCAAGCGAUGACGUUUUCAACGAAAAAAGUAUCGCAAUUAUGGGAAGAUGAAAAAUUUCCAAUGGUUUGUCAAAAACUCGAACUCGAAGUGGAGGGAAACAUGGUGAUAGGAAGAGGAUGUUCCGCUCCACGAAUGGAAAAUUUCGAUCCUUGUUAUGCCGUUAAAUUAAUAACAUCAAAAGAUAUUAUAUUGAAAUCAUGUUCACUUUGCGACACAGACGGAUGUAAUAAAGGAAUAAAAAAAAAUAUUUCAAAAUAUUUAAUUCUUAUCCUAACGAUCAUAUCAAUUUUUAUCAAGUUAACGUGA